Messenger RNA from Microthlaspi erraticum, 1530 nucleotides. NCBI's taxonomy places the organism in Eukaryota, Viridiplantae, Streptophyta, Magnoliopsida, Brassicales, Brassicaceae. The record is from the annotation of a GenBank genome assembly.
AUGUUGGAUCUGGGAACCAUGUCUAUGUCCGCAUCUGUUGCUCUCACCUGUUGCACUACUUUUCUUCCGGCGGGUUCAGGGCCUGAAUUAGCCAAAUCCAUCGAGUCCCCGGAAGACGUAGCCGGAGAUUGCAACCAGAAAGAGAUGCCGAAGCUUCCCCCACAUGAAAAGGUCAGAGAUAUUAGCAAUGCUAAUGGAAUCUCAUCUUUGAUCGGAAAACAGAAUUCGCACAACAGAGGCAAGAAAGGGCUGGCUCUGGAAGAUCACGUGAGAGAUUGGGUCAAGAGGAGAGUGGAUUCCGGAGUUUCGGAGUCGAAAUGCUUCCUCCCUUUUCUAGUUGGAGCCAAGAAAAUGGUUGAGUGUCUUGUUUGCCAUAAGCCGGUGAAUCCAGGAGAAGAGUUGCUGUGUACUGUUAACAGCUGUCAAAGCGUUUAUCAUUCGUCUUGUGCGAAGGAAAGUCUCGGCACUUCUAAAUUGGCAAAAUUUAAGUGUCCUCAACAUGAGUGUUUUGUCUGUAAUAAAAGACCUCAAUGGAGGUGUGUGAAGUGUCCAAUGGCUGCUCAUGACAAGCAUGCUCCAUGGUCAGAUGAAGUGAUUCAUCUGAAAGACCAACCAGGAAAAGCAGUUUGUUGGAGGCAUCCAACUAAUUGGCGACUAGACAGAAAGCAUGCAGUUGCACAGAGUCAAGUGGAGGAUGUCUUUAGCCAGUUGCCUUUGCCGUACGUUGAAGAGGAGUUCAAGCUUGACAUGACAUGGAAAGAAUCUGGUGCCAAAGAGGAGCUGCCUUCUUAUGUUCACAUUAGGCGCAAUGUUUACUUGGUAAAGAAGAAGCGGGACGAUGCUAAUGAUGGUGUUGGAUGCACAAACUGUGGCCCUAUUUGCUGUAGAAGCUGUGUUUGCAGGUCUCAAUGUAUAAGCUGUUCAAAGGGAUGUGGAUGCCCUGAAACUUGUAGCAACAGACCAUUCCGCAAAGACAAGAAGAUCAAAACUGUUAAGACUGAACUUUGCGGUUGGGGAGUAGAGGCAGUAGAAUCUAUCAACAAAGAUGACUUUAUUAUUGAAUACAUCGGUGAAGUGAUUAGUGACGCUCAGUGUGAGGAAAGGCUUUGGGAUAUGAAGCAUAAAGGCACGCAAAACUUUUACAUGUGUGAGAUUCAAAAGGACUUCACAAUUGAUGCCACCUUCAAAGGGAACGUUUCUCGCUUUCUGAAUCACAGUUGCAACCCAAACUGUGUAUUGGAGAAGUGGCAGGUUGAAGGUGAGACCCGUAUAGGUGUCUUUGCAGCUCGUCAAAUAGAAGCAGGAGAGCCACUUACAUAUGAUUACAGAUUUGUGCAGUUUGGUCCUGAAGUAAAGUGCAAUUGUGGUUCUGACAACUGUCAAGGUUUUCUUGGGACGAAGAGGAAGGAACCAACCCCUUUGGUUGAAUCUUGGGGAGGGAAACGCAGAAGAGUGGUGCACCGGCCAGUGACCCACAAGUUGCAUCCUGAAAAAUCAAAUCCAAAACAUGAACAAGAUGAAGCACCAUAG